Molecule: messenger RNA, 318 nt
Organism: Arabis nemorensis
Lineage: Eukaryota; Viridiplantae; Streptophyta; Magnoliopsida; Brassicales; Brassicaceae
Source: the annotation of a GenBank genome assembly
AUGAAGAGGAAACGACCUCCUGGACCAAUUCCCUCGUCAAUGCUUGGCCUUGAAGUGUACACAGGAGCGGUAGAUGAUUUUGGUUUCGAAGAUUACUUGAACGGUAUACCAUCUCUUGUGUUUGAACUAUUUGAUCACGCAUUUUGCUCUUCGAUUAUCUUUCUCGUUUUCAUGUCCCGGAGAGAGUGGAACAUUUUGGAUAGCUUCCCUGAGAAUCUGUUUUUGUUUCCGUUGCAGUACACAGAACUCAAACCAGUUCCUUGCUUGAGCUACUCGGAUGCCGUGAAGCUUAGGGAGAGCAGCACUACUCCUAUUUAA